Molecule: messenger RNA, 1435 nt
Organism: Ricinus communis (castor bean)
Lineage: Eukaryota; Viridiplantae; Streptophyta; Magnoliopsida; Malpighiales; Euphorbiaceae
Exons: 12
Coding region: 162-1127 (321 amino acids)
Molecular function (GO): aminoacyl-tRNA deacylase activity
Source: RefSeq, a predicted model, not a curated record
AAAACCAUAACAAACAAUAGCUCGUGGUCGUGGGUUCGUGUUUUGUGUUUUGUGUUUCUUUCCCUCAGUAGAGAGUCUUUCUCUGCCAUUGUGUUUUACGCUACUAGUUUUACUAGUUGUUUUUGCUUCGACAGUAGAGAAUUUGGAAGGAAAAGCUAGAGAUGGGUUAUGGAAAGGAUCAGCUUCUUGCUCGAUUGAAGGAGCUUCAAAUUGACUUUGUCCAAUAUGAACAUCCCACUGUCUUGACUGUCGAAGAGCAGGCUAAAUACGUUGGGGAUAAAGGAGGUGGAUUGAGUAAAAAUCUGUUCUUGAAGGACAAGAAAAGUAGGUUCUACAUUGUUUCUGCUUUGGAGGAUACCAAAGUAGAUAUGAAAGUUUUAUCUCAAAGGCUUGGUUUGGGAAAAGGAGGUAUCAGAAUGGCUCCUGAAGAAGCAUUGGCUGAGAUACUUCAGGUUCCACUGGGUUGUGUUACCCCUUUUGCAGUGAUGAAUGAGUCAGCACGACAUGUCUCUCUCUUGCUGGAUAAAGGAUUUAUAGCACAGGAAUAUUGCUUCUUCCAUCCACUAUCUAACAAUAUGUCAAUUUCUCUUCAUGCUCGCGAUCUCGACAAGUUCCUCAAAUCAAUUGGGAGAGAGCCCUCGUAUGUUGACCUGGAGGCUAACCCACCAGUGGGGAAGGAUCAACCUCCUGAUCUGGCUAUUUUUGUUCCGUCUGAUUCCACUAUUCUAUCUGAUCCUCCACAAAAGGAAGCUCCGUUGCAAGGGCAUAAUAAAAAUCCUAUUUCUGCGGAUAAGAAAUCCAUAGCUGCUGCUGUGAAAACUACCAAGCUGCCCAGUACGGUUAAAAAUGUUCAAGGCGAGUCUGCUGUUCCUGCACAUCAGCGAAGUGUGUUCUCAGAUGCUGACCUACUAGUGGAAGAAAUUCUGAAUAAAACGUCUGCUCUCUUGCUUUCAGAAAUUAAAGAGGACUCUAUCAAAGAACAUGGUGAACAUCUUGGCACUGUGGUUGCUGACAGUAUCAGAAAGCGUCUCAGCUCAGAUUUGAAAAGCUUAGCUAUAAUGUUCAAGAACACGGCUUAUGCGCAAGGGUUUUAUGCUGGCACUCAUCGUCAUCCCAAGCCAUUAUGAAGGUUUCUGCAAUGAUAUACUACCUGAGUGAAGAACAUAAAAAGGGAACACUGCAUUGAGACAUUCUACAAUGGAUACAUGCUUUUCCAAAGUAGGGCAUGGUUCACGCAUUCCAAAAUUUAUUAUGGUCAUUCAUGUAUUUUGACUGCUUCGACUUUGUGGCUUCUGCUGCAACAGAGCUAGCAAUUAAGUCUUGUAAACAGCCUAUGAUGUAUGAUGGCUUCCAAGUUCUGAGCAGACUUGCUCAUUGAUUUCCUGUACUUAUUAUUCUUAUUUAAUUCUACUAUUUGGUCUCCACCUUGUCCUAA